Helianthus annuus (common sunflower) is the source of this 1070-nucleotide messenger RNA. RefSeq names its product deubiquitinase DESI2. The transcript has 4 exons. Lineage: Eukaryota; Viridiplantae; Streptophyta; Magnoliopsida; Asterales; Asteraceae. Gene Ontology annotation, molecular function: deubiquitinase activity. The record is from RefSeq and is a predicted model, not a curated record. Gene Ontology annotation, biological process: protein deubiquitination. Bases 194 to 925 code for a protein of 243 amino acids.
AUAGAUACAUACAUAUCUCGUGCCAUACCGACAUCCAAAACGAAAACCUCCACCACGAUCUAACCAUAAUUCACAACUCACUCACUCUUGUAAUCAUCAAUCCACUUCAAUUGCCGAUUCUGAAACCCGAUAACAAUUGAUUUUAAUUCUCGACCAGGUUAGGGUUUGCAGAAAGAAGAUAUUAGUUGUGGAGAUGACGGAGGUGAUCCUCCACAUAUACGAUGUGACCAACAGUGAUUCCGAGAAGACUAACAACACCAUUGUUCAGAUCAACAAGAUUUUCAAAGACGGUAUUGGCCUCGGUGGCAUCUUCCACAGUGCCGUACAGGUUUAUGGAGAAGAUGAAUGGUCAUUCGGGUUUUGUGAAGAGGGAAGUGGAGUUUUUAACUGCCCGUUUGGAAGAAAUCCUAUGUACACGUAUCGAGAGUCGAUUGUUCUUGGGAACACAUACCUUACUAAAUCCAAGGUGAAUCAGAUCCUCAGGGAACUAAGUAGAGAAUGGCCCGGUGACUGUUACGACUUGCUUUCGAAGAACUGCAAUCACUUCUGUGAUGAGUUUUGUGAAAGACUCGGUGUCCCCAAACUUCCAGGCUGGGUGAAUAGGUUUGCUAAUGCUGGUGACACUGCUGUCGAGAUAGCUGGAACAACUGCUUAUCGGUUCAGACAAGCUAAAACGGAGAUUGUGACCGCUAGCAAAGUGGCAUAUCAGUUCCUUGCCGGGAUUGCUUCAAACACCGCUGCAGCGGUGGCUCCAGAUUCCCCUAGCGGCGGCUCAAGUAAAGGCGGCACCGCCAGCCCCGGUUUUCAACAACCUGCUUGGUUUAAAAACCUUGUGGCUGCUGGUGCAAAACCAUCAAGUAGUGGUGCAGUUGAUAAUGGAGAUGAGGACAUUACUCACAAUUUGUCGGCUGACAUACCGCGAUGAGCUAGAUGCUCGGAAUCUAAAGCUGUUAUGUAAAACCUUUGUUGUUUCGUAGACUGUUAUUAGAUGGUUUGUUAUAUCUGACAUUUUGUAGCCUCAUAUUUGUUUUUCUUUUAUACUGUAUCUAGAUCUUAUGUGGGUUAUAUCA